Molecule: messenger RNA, 1520 nt
Organism: Brachypodium distachyon (stiff brome)
Lineage: Eukaryota; Viridiplantae; Streptophyta; Magnoliopsida; Poales; Poaceae
Exons: 3
Coding region: 97-1164 (355 amino acids)
Source: RefSeq, a predicted model, not a curated record
AUCUCCAUCCUAUUGGGCCUAGCACCGGGUCGAGCGAGCCUAGCGUGGGAAGGAUCAAGCUUCGCAUUCGCAGGGAAGGAUCGGAGCCGCCGCGGGAUGUGGCCGCCGCUGCCGUGUCGCUGCUGCUACUGCGGGGAUCCGAUGAUUUCCCUCCCCUUCGGCUACUGCGGAGAUCCGAUGGUUUCCCUCCCCUUCUGCUACCUCGGCGGCGAACACGGAGGAGCGGAGGCGGUGGAGGAGGAGCGAGGCACGGCGUACCCUCCGUGGACGUCUGAGCUCCUCGCCGCCGACUUCUACAAGACAUGCGCCAGGGACCGCGUCUGCCACACCUGCGCCGGCGCCGCCUUCUGCGCGCACUGCUGCGGGGAGCACCACCGGGGCCACGCCACCGCCGCGGCCGACGACGACGCCGCCGCGGGCCACCGGAGGGACUCGUUCUGCACCGGCUGCCGCGUGGACUUCUGCUUCGAGCUGUGCGCGCACCACGAGGGCCACGAGGUCAUCCCCGUCGACGAGUACGAUGGCUGGCGCUGCCUUCGGUGCACCGGGUUCGAGCGCUGGUUCCACGCCUUCCACGGCGUCCAGACUUUCCAGGACGAGCAUGGCAACCUGCUGGUGCCCCUGCAGCCGAGGCCGAGGCCGGCCGUGGCACCAGAGAGGCCGGGCCCUGCCCCCAAGUACGGCGUGAAGGCGGAGGGCAGCGAAGAGUGCCCUCCGUGGCUGUCCGAGCUCGUCGCCUCGGACUUCUCCAAGACGUGCGCCAGGGACCACGUCUGCAACACCUGCUUCGGCGCCGCCUUCUGCUGGCACUGCUGCGGAGAGCACCACCGCGGCCAUGACAGGGUCGUCGACACAGACGAGGAGGUGGAUGGCUGGGCGGCGUCCGUGGGCCACAGGAGGGACUCGUUCUGCAUCGGCUGCCGCGCCGCCUUCUCCUCCGAGCUGUGCGCGCACCACGAGGGCCACGGCCACGGGGUCAUCCCCAUCGACGCGUACGGCGACCGGCACUUCAUGCGGAGCACUGGGUCCGAGCCGUGGUUCUCCGUCUUGGGCGGCAUUGAGACUUACGAGGACGAGGACGGCAACCUGAUGGUGCCCCUGGAGCGGAAGCGGUCGAUGUUCCCGGAGCCAGGCCUGAGGUACUCCACCCGCCGCCACGGCUGACCACCGCGCUGCCGACCGUUGCGAAGCAGUUCUAGGAGAUGGAUGGAUGGAGGUUCGUUAGUUCGUUAGUGAUCGCCCUUGCCUAGCUCUUACGUCGUGUACUGGUGUUGGAUUAAAUCGCCGUGAGGUACUUCGAAACUUCUAGCGAUAGUCCCUCGAAACUAUCCGAAUGUGUCAUCGAUCCGACCCAUUUUGCGUCUGUUAUGGAGUCCUUAGGUAGUUAGAUUUGAAUGUUGAGAUCGUCGGCACCUUUUGAAUAUGUUAAGCAUGCGAAACAAUAUCAAAACAUAUAGGAUGACUUUCCUGUUGAAGUAUAUUGCGUGGACUUCCAUGUUGAAUUGUUCACAUUUUCCUCA